This is a messenger RNA of Manis pentadactyla (Chinese pangolin), 2562 nucleotides long. RefSeq names its product glypican 2 (gene GPC2). Gene Ontology annotation, biological process: cell migration; regulation of signal transduction; smoothened signaling pathway. The record is from RefSeq and is a predicted model, not a curated record. The coding region runs from base 212 to 1945 and encodes 577 amino acids. Gene Ontology annotation, cellular component: extracellular region; synapse; plasma membrane. Lineage: Eukaryota; Metazoa; Chordata; Mammalia; Pholidota; Manidae. The transcript is spliced from 10 exons.
CGGACCCCGCCCCCUGAUCGGCUCCCCGCUCCCAUUGUCUCCGCAGAUGCCGCCUGGUCUGGCUGUGGUGCUCUCGGUGUUCAGUUUUCGGAGGUUGCGCUCUUUCUCUGGACGGUGGAGCUGUUCCGCGGCAGGGAAGCAGCUUCCCAAGUUUGGGCGGCUCUUCAUUCCUCUGUAGGACCCUGUUUGCUGAACCAGGGCGGCUGCAGCUAUGUCCGCGCUGCGAUCUCUUCUGCUUCUGCUUCCGCUGUGUCCCGGUCCUGGUUCUGGACCCGGGAGCGAGGCAAAGGUCACCCGGAGUUGCACUGAGACCCGGCAGGUGCUGGGAGCCCGGGGAUAUACCUUAAGCCUACUCCCUCCCGCCGUGAUCUCAGGUGAGCACCUCCGGAUCUGCCCCCAGGAGUAUACCUGCUGUUCCAGUGAAAUAGAGCAGAGGCUGACCUGGGAGACUGAGUCCAUCUUCCGAAGCCUGGUAGAGGAGAGUGGCUCUUUUCUGGUUCACACACUGGAUGUCCGACACAGAAAAUUUGAUGAGGUUUUUCGAGAAGUGCUCUCAUCUACUGAGCACUCCCUGACCCUGCUCUUCCACCGUUCCUAUGGCCGCUUAUAUGCCCAGCACACCCCCAUAUUCAGUGGCCUGUUCUCCCAGCUGCGGGACUACUAUGAGAGUUCCAGUGAGGGGUUAGAUGAUGCCUUGAUGGAUUUCUGGGCGCAGCUCCUGGAGAGAACAUUUCCCCUGCUGCACCCACAGUACAUCUUCUCUCCUGACUACCUGUUCUGCCUUACGCGUCUCUCCUCCUCUGCUGGUGACUCUCUGAAGCCUUUUGGGGACUCACCUCGCCGCCUCCACCUGCAGAUAAUUCGAGCCAUGGUCGCUGCCCGGGCUUUUAUUCUGGGCCUGGAGACUGGAAGAGAUGUGGUCAGUGAGACCCUUAAGGUGCCAAUGAAUGAAGCCUGUAGGCGGGCUGUAAUGCGGCUGACUGGCUGCCCACUUUGUCGGGGGGUCCCCUCACUGCCACCUUGCCGGGGCUUCUGCCUCAACGUAGCCUAUGGCUGUCUCAGCCCCCAGGGACUGGAUCCUGACUGGGGAACCUAUCUGGACAGUCUCCUGUUCCUGGCUGAGAAGGUCCAGGGCCCCUUCUCCUUUGAGGGGGCAGCCCAGUCUAUUGCAGUGAAGAUCUCCGAGGGCUUGAUGUUUCUGCAGGAAAACAGUGUGACCCUGUCAGCCCAGGUGUUUCACCAAUGUGGGACCCCUCCCCAUGCACCGGCGCGCGCCCGCCGAGCCCCAGCGCCGCGGGAAGAGGUGGGCCGGCUCUGGGCCGCGGCGGCGGCGCUGGAGGAGCAACCCACGACGGUGACGGGCACCAGCCUGCCUCGCCUAGUGUGGGAGCUCCGCGAGCGACUGGGCCGCGUGAGGGGCUUCUGGGCUGGACUGCCCCUGACGGUGUGCGGAGACCCCCGCAUGGCGGCGGACAUUUCGCAGGAGGCGGCGCCCUGCUGGACCGGAGCUGGGCGGGGCCGGUACAUGUCGCCAGUGGUCGGGGGCUCCCUGUCAGAGCAGCUCGACAACCCAGAGCUGGAUGUGGAAACUUCGAGCCCCGACGUCCAGACGCGGAGGCGGCGGCUGCAGCUUCGGACGGCCACGAUCAGGAUGCGGGCGGCCGCCCUGGGUCACGACCUGGAACUGGAGGACUCGGAUGAGGAUGCCAGUGGUUCUGGAGGGGGCCAGCAUUAUGCGGAUGACUGGAUGGCCAGGGCAGGAGCUGUGGCACCGCCAGCUAGGCUUCCUCGCCCUCCUCGAAGGGAUGGCGCUGGGGGCAAAGUAGGUGUCCUUGUCCACCACAACAGGGGCAGGGGCAGCUCUGGGGGUUCAUCUCUCUGUUUUCACACCCAGCCCGUCCUCAUUCUCAUCCUCUCAGUCCUGGCUCUGCUUGGACCUCGAUAACAUGGGAGGGGUGCCCUAGCAUCAGAAGGGUUCACGGCCUUUCCCCUCCUCCCUUGACAGCUGGGUUGGGGGAGGAGUUGAAGGGGGCUGCAGAGAGGGUAGAGAAGGGACUUUUUGGGUGAAUGGCUGGGGCCCCAAAUUCAGGAGAUUUUCAUUGGUGGGUUGGGGAUGGGGGUGUUCACAAUAUUUAUUUUUUCAUUUAGUGUCUUGGGGGAGGGGCUGGGGGUAUUUAUUUAGCAAGGAGGUAUGGUCUCUCCAGCCAAGCCUUUACAGUUGGGCCAGUGAUUGGCCCCAACAAGGAGAAAGGGAAGAGUUUUAGAGUUGCAGUUGGGGAUGUGUUUGAAGGAAGCUGGAAGUGGGGAGGGGUAGGGGCACCCAGUCUCAGAACUGGAUAAAGCUGGGUGCUGAUAGGGUGCAGGGCAGGGACAGGGUUAUAUGUGAAUAGGAUGUCAGGAUCCAUGGACCUGGGUGCUGUUGAGUUUUCCCAUCAAUUUCUUAAAGAUAGCAAAAAAUAAGUAAAUGAAUCUUAUGACCUCUGCUAGCCACAUUUUUCACAAGCUUCCUCAUUUCAUGUUUCAGUAUUUGACUCAGUGUUUACAAAUAAAUGGCUAAUUGGA